UUUGGGGUGCCCUGACCCCCCUUUCUCCUCCAGGGACUACGCCGCCAUCGUGUUCUUCGCCAACAGCCGCUUCGAGACGGGCAAGAGGCGCCUGCAGUUCCUGAGCUUCGGGGACUUCGCCGCCUGCGCACAGAGCAUGAUGGCCCACUGGAGCCAGGGGGCUUUGGCCCCUGAAGCAGCCGAUCCCGACGGGGACCUGCCCAAGUCGUUCCUGCAGGACCUGAAGGAGCUGAAGGUGCUGGUGAGCGACAAGGACCUGCUGGACCAGCACAAGAGCCUGGUGUGCUCGGCCCUGCGGGGGAAGAUCUCGGUCUACAACGAGCUCGAGGCCAAUUUCAAGGUGAAUCCCCCCCAAAACGGGGGGUCCUCGGUGGGGGGAGGGGUUCUCAAAGCCCACGGGGGCUGCUGGAAGGGGGAGGG
Zonotrichia albicollis (white-throated sparrow) is the source of this 420-nucleotide messenger RNA. NCBI's taxonomy places the organism in Eukaryota, Metazoa, Chordata, Aves, Passeriformes, Passerellidae. The record is from RefSeq and is a predicted model, not a curated record.